This is a messenger RNA of Penicillium crustosum, 828 nucleotides long. RefSeq lists its product as uncharacterized. Bases 1 to 828 code for a protein of 275 amino acids. The transcript has a single exon. Lineage: Eukaryota; Fungi; Ascomycota; Eurotiomycetes; Eurotiales; Aspergillaceae. The record is from RefSeq and is a predicted model, not a curated record.
AUGUCUGCUCCAACAGGAAUCCAAACCUACAACUCAGCGCCCGUCAACUCCAACCAGGAGGAAGAAGGCACCCACGCAACAACCUCACAGCCCGAACCCGCCACCGCAAUCGAGUCACUAGCAAGCGCACCCUCACAACCUCAACCAGUACACGCAACAACAACAGCAACAGUUACAGCCCCCUCCAACCCUUCAAUCACCACAACCGCCGAGCCCAUCCCCUCAGAACCAGCACCACCCCAACCAGGCGCCACAGCAGUGCAACCCACCCCAACGGCCACAGCCGCGGUGGAACAACCACCACCACCAACAACCUCCCUUCCCGAGACAGCAACAUCCACAACCCAGACUCCACCCGCACCCCAACCGGGUGCCACCCCAUCACCAUCAACAGCAUACACAGGAGGAGUAGGAGCAGGAGCACCAGCUCAAUCCUCCUCCCCAAUCCCUCCACCCCCCAAAGCCGGCGAGACCAUCUCCCAACCACCAAUACAAGCAGCGCAGCCAACCCAAAGCUACGCACAAUCUUACUCCUACAACACGCCAACUCUGGGUGCGCAGACUGUAUCACCGAACUCGACCUCCUCGCCUUAUUCGUCUGUGUACCAGACGCAGGCGGGAUCAUACGCUCGUCCGCAGACGCAGAAUCUGCCGCUGCAUUACGGUGCUGGUGCUGGUACCGGGUCUGGGGGUGGGGCGGAUAGUAUUUUCCCCGAAGAGGAGGAGGGGUUUAUUGGUGCGGCGAAGGGGUGGAUGAGGUGGUCUGGGAAUAAGUUGGCGGAGGUUGAGAAGGAGGUUUGGAAGAAGAUUAAUGAUGUUCAUGAUUAG